UGAAAUGUAGUGUAACCAAACAAGCCCUAAUUUAUUUUUUGGCUCAAUAAUUGUUAAUUUUAAAUUUCCUAAUUGCUAUUGUAGGAGUGGCUAUGGAAUUCAUCCCGGAGAUUGCCAAGACUGCAUGGACUCAAUACAUCAACUCUAGAAGCCUGGAAGAUAAUCUUGCUCUUCUGAGAACCGAAAUGCAGGAGUUGGGUAGCCGGCAGACCGAUGUAAUUGUUUCACUCCACACAGCUGAGGUAGUGGAUGGAAAGAAGCCAAAGGCAGAGGUGAGUUUAUGGCUGGAAAAUGUGGAAAUGAUUACAAGCCAAAUGACUAAAAUAGAAGAGGAUUGUAGAAAAGUGGGGAGAUAUUUCUCACGCUCACGUGUAGCAUUGGGAAAUCUUGUCAUAAAGAAGAUCGAAGAGGUAGUGAAGCUUAAGGAGAAAGGUCAAUUUUCAGAAGGGUUACUUGCUAAUCUAUCACUUGAAAUGGAAAUUUUGCCGACGACGAAACUGGUGGGUAGAACAACAGCUGAAAGAAAUUUGGAACAGAUUUGGGAGUCAUUGAUGGAUGAUGAGACCAGACUUAUUGGUGUCUAUGGCAUGGGGGGCGUGGGCAAGACUACCAUCAUGAGACACAUUUACAAUAGAAUAAAGAGCCAAAAAAUUUGGGUGACAGUUUCUAAUGAUUUUAGUAUUGGAAGACUACAAAAUAGUAUUGCACAAGCAAUAGGAUUGGAUCUUUCCAAUGAACACGAUGAAAUAAGAAGGUCCAUGAAAUUGCUCGAGGCUUUGAAGCGUAGGGAGAAGCUCGUUGUUAUCUUUGAUGAUAUGUGGAAACCAUUUCCCCUUGAAAAUGUAGGGAUUCCUGAAGACAAUGCAUGCAAGGUAGUGUUGACUACUCGAUUAAAAAAUGUGUGCCGAGGCAUGAAUUGCGAAAAAAAAAUUACAGUAGAGGUUCUUUCAAAAGAAGAAGCAUGGGAAUUGUUCAAGGGCAAGCUUGGGGCUGAUGUGGUGCUUUCUUCAGGAAUAGAAAAGAUUGCGAAGCUUAUGACUGAAGAAUGUGAUGGUUUGCCGCUUGGAAUCAUCACAGUGGCAAGUGCAAUGAGAGAAAAGGAUGACAUUGAAGAAUGGAGAAAUGCAUUAGAGGAGUUAAAACGCUCAACGACGGAGAUCGAAGGCAUGAAUGAUGAAGUUUUUCCAAUUUUGAAAUUUAGUUAUGAUAGACUGAAAUCUGAGAGUGUUCGUUCUUGUUUCUUGUAUUGUGCUUUGUUUCCAGAGGACCACCAAACUCCUGCUAAAGAAUUGAUAAGGUAUUGGAUGGCAGAAGGAUUGAUAGAUGAUAUGGGAGACUGGGAAAAGAAAGUUGACAAAGGCCACACAAUAUUGAAUGUACUGAUAGACGUAUGUUUGUUGGUAAGGUGGGGUAGUACUCAAGUGGUAAUGCAUGAUUUAAUAAGAGAUUUGGCCAUCGGCAUUACAAGGAAGAGCCCUCGGUUUGUGGUCAAGGCUGGGAUCCAAAUAACGGGAUCGAUUGAUAUAGAAGAAUUUACUGAAGAUGCUGAGAGAAUAUCAUUCAUGAGAAAUGAAAUUGAAAUGCUUUCAGGCGAACCAAACUGCCCAAAACUCUCCACGUUGUUGUUGAGAGAGAACCCUCUCUCAGGCAACAUUUCUCAUGAGUUCUUCAAUCGCAUGAACAGCCUCAGAGUUCUCGACCUCUCUAACACUCAGAUUGAGUAUUUGCCAGCAUCAGUUUCAGACUUGGAGAACCUGCAUGCACUCUUACUAAAUAGAUGCGUUAGGUUAAGGGAGGUACCGUCCUUAGCAAAGCUCAAGCGUCUAAGAAUUUUGAACCUCUCUGAUACUGACAUCAAAGAAGUGCCAGAUGGUAUGGAAUGUUUGGUUAACCUUAAAGAGCUUUAUGUUUCGUCUGGAAAUGCUGUUGGUCGUAAUUCAUUAGUGCUUCCUGACAAGUUGGUGAUGUAUAGAUGCGAUCUGUCAAGCAUACCCUGCCUCCCUCACUUGCAACGCUUACAGACAUGUGACAUCUGGUCCUGUAGCAUGGAGUGGUUGUUGCCAAUAAGAGACGACAGCAAAAUAACCUCUUUACCCUCAAUACGGCAACUGUCUCUACAAGAGCUUCCGAAUUUGAGGGGUCUGUGUGAGGGAGUCUUGCUACCUGGCUCAUUCGCAUGCCUCACACACAUGUUUGUCUUCAGAUGCCCAGUAUUGGAGAAUCUCAUGUCACUUGAAUUGUUUCAGCACCUCCAAUGCCUCAAAUACAUCCAUAUUGAAGAAUGCAGUGAGAUGGAGGAGGUGAUAAAAGGAGGAGAAGAAGCUAUGGUUGAAGAAGAAGGUUAUAACAAUAACAAUAACAAUACCAUCCUACUCCCAAAUUUGGGGUGGUUGGAAUUGAGUAAUUUAGGGAAAUUAAAAAGCUUUUGUAAGCAGGUAAUCAUUUGCCCUUCCCUGAAUUCGAUUCUUAUAAAAGAUUGUCCUCGGCUGAAGAAAAUCCCUCUUUCCUUGGCCGACUCAACAACUGUUGAGUAUGGAGAGAUAGUAGGAAGCAAAGAAUGGUGGGAUGCAUUGGAGUGGGAUGAUCCCAACACCAAAACACUCCUCCUACCUUUUUUUAAAGUAGGAGGACGACGUGGAAGGAAAAGAAGAGCAAAAGAAGAAUCAGAAGAGGUUGCUUCGACGUCACGGCAGCAGUAAUCUCCUCAUUAGUAUGGACUUUGGAUUCGUUUGUUUUUUUUUUUUUUUUUUUGUAAUUUUGGUAUUUUAAAUUUCAAAUAAGUAUCGUUGAGAAUUGU
This is a messenger RNA of Magnolia sinica, 2797 nucleotides long. Its product is annotated as disease resistance protein At4g27190-like. The transcript is spliced from 2 exons. The record is from RefSeq and is a predicted model, not a curated record. Lineage: Eukaryota; Viridiplantae; Streptophyta; Magnoliopsida; Magnoliales; Magnoliaceae. Gene Ontology annotation, molecular function: ADP binding; protein binding. The coding region runs from base 93 to 2699 and encodes 868 amino acids.